AGGCCGGGAGCGGCGUCCCCUGCCCCCCAGCACAGGAGGGACCCUCACUGCCCCGGGAGUCCACUGGGGGGGACACAGAGGCGGUCGCUGUCCCCGUCCUGCCCCCCCCGCCCUCCCUGCUUGCGAGGUGGCGAAGGCCCCACGGCCAGGUCUCGCUCUGCCGAUCUCGCGGGCAGGCAGCGCGCGGGUGACACAUUAACUAGCGGCAGCUCAGAGGCCCCUCUGCCCUGGCACCGCGUCCCUGCCCCCACCCGUCCCGGGGUCCAGGCUCUGGCUGCGGCCCCUGCCUCUGACUUGGGGACAAGGUUGGACCAGAGAGGAUCGUGGACCUGCCUAGCUGGCACAGCCCGGAGGCUGGCUUUCCGGGAGCCCCAGGGGCCGCCCCCAUUCCUGAGAAGGGAGUGCCCUGCGGGAGGGGGACCCCGGCGGAUCUCUUGGCCCGGCCCGGCCCCCCUCCCGCCCCAGGGAGCUCACAGGGCGCGCCAGGGGACGACCGGCAGGUGAGGCCAGGCCUGCCCGCCCCAACUUGAGAGCUGGUGAGAGUUUGGGGGUCCCAGGUGGGGGCUUUGUGGGUCCCCUGGGGCCUGGAGCUGGGGGCCCCUCCUAGGAACCGACCGGGAUGGGAAGGAGCUUGGCUCGGGGUGCCCGUCCCCGCCCGGUCCAGGUCACGGCCGGCCUCGCCCCCAGGAGCCCCGCCAGGAUGAGACGCAGCGGGACGGCGCUGUCCUUCCUGCUCAGUGAGCGUGUCCAGGAGCCCCUGGACUCCGGCUCGGCCCCCGUGAGUCCCCAUGGCGGCGGUGUCGUUCGGAGGCAGUUCUCAGGGAGCCUCUUGCUGCCCCCGCUGUGGAGUCGCCCGGGGCCUCCUGGAGAGGCAGAGCCCAGCGCCCGGGUGGUGUUCACCAUCGGAGCCCGAGGCACGGAGAGGAGCCAGGCGUCGGCGCCGGGCAGCUUUGACCUGGACAAUGGGCCUUCGUGUGGCAGGGGCACGCAGGCCCCGGGCUCGCACAGCCAGCGGCGGGAGUCCUUCCUGUAUCGCUCGGACAGCGACUAUGAGCUGUCGCCGAAGGCCAUGUCUCGGAACUCCUCCGCGGGCAGCGACCUACACGGAGAAGACCUGAUCGUGACGCCCUUUGCCCAGGUGCUGGCCAGUCUGCGGACCGUGCGCAGCAACGUGGCGGCGCUCGCCCAGGGACCCUGCGGGGCAGCCCGGCCGGCGUCUGUCGGGAGCCCUCCAGUCGGCAGCCAGUCCCCUGCAGCUGCAGAGGACGCGGGGCCGCCGCUGGCGCUGGAGACGCUGGCGGAGCUGGACUGGUGCCUCGACCAGCUGGAGGCGCUGCACACGCGGCACUCGGUGGGCGACAUGGCCUCCACCAAGUUCAAACGCAUGCUGAACCGGGAGCUGACCCACCUGUCGGAAACCAGCCGCUCGGGGAACCAGGUGUCCGAGUAUAUCUCCCAGACCUUCCUGGACCAGCACGCCGAUGUGGAGCUGCCCACGCGGCCCCUGUCCGAGAUCCCUGGCCUCGGUGGGCUCCCCCGGCCCGGCCGGUCCUUGGCCACCGUCCCUCGCUUCGGGGUGGAGACGGACCGGGAGGGCCAGCUGGCAAAGGAGCUGGAGGACACGAACAAGUGGGGUCUUGACGUGUUCAGGGUGGCCGAGCUAAGCGGGAACCGGCCCCUGACGGCCAUCCUAUUCAGCAUCUUCCAGGAGCGGGACCUGCUCAAGACAUUCCAGAUCCCGGCAGACACGCUGGCCACCUACCUGCUGACGCUGGAAGGUCACUACCACUCCAACGUGGCCUAUCACAACAGCCUGCAUGCUGCCGACGUGGCGCAGUCUGCGCAUGUGUUGCUGGCCACGCCCGCACUCCAGGCGGUGUUCACAGACCUGGAGGUCCUGGCCGCCAUCUUUGCCAGUGCCAUCCACGACGUGGACCACCCUGGGGUCUCCAACCAGUUUCUCAUCAACACCAAGUCAGAGCUGGCGCUGAUGUACAAUGACAUCUCUGUGCUGGAGAACCACCAUCUGGCGGUGGGCUUCAAACUGCUGCAAGCCGAGAACUGUGACAUUUUCCGGAACCUCAGUGCCAAGCAGUGGCUGAGUCUGCGCAGGAUGGUGAUUGACAUGGUGCUGGCCACUGACAUGUCCAAGCACAUGAACCUGCUGGCUGACCUCAAGACCAUGGUGGAGACCAAGAAGGUGACAAGUCUGGGCGUCCUGCUGCUGGACACGUACGCCGACCGCAUCCAGGUCCUGCAGAACUUGGUCCACUGCGCCGAUCUCAGCAACCCCACCAAGCCGCUGCCCCUCUACCGCCAGUGGACAGACCGUAUCAUGGCCGAGUUCUUCCAGCAGGGCGACCAAGAGCGCGAGUCCGGCCUGGACAUCAGCCCCAUGUGCGACAAGCACACGGCCUCAGUGGAGAAGUCCCAGGUGGGCUUUAUUGACUACAUUGCCCACCCUCUGUGGGAGACGUGGGCUGACCUGGUCCACCCCGACGCGCAGGACCUGCUGGACACGCUGGAGGACAACAGGUCGUGGUACCACAGCAGGGUCCCUCGGAGCCCCUUGGACCCCGUCGGCUCCGAGCGGGGCGCCCCCGACAGGUUCCAGUUUGAGCUGACACUGGAGGAAGCAGAGGAGGAGGAGGUGGCGGCCGCAGGGUCCCCGUGCACUUAGCUCCUGUCCCCCAGCCAGCGAGGACCUGGGCCCCCUGCCAGCCACAAGCAGGUUCUGGGAGGUGAACGCAGUGCAGGACGGCCUGUGAGGCCCACGGCCUCGGCCUCCUGUCGGCCCUGGCUCGGGAUGGAGAGGUGACUGGGCCGGGCCCUCUCCUCCGCAGUCGCCCGGAGUUGCCUUUACCUUCUUUUCUUCUUUCCACUGGCCCAUUGUUCAUUUUUUUGAGACAGUGUCUCACUAAACCUCUCACUUGCCAGGCUGGAUUUACACUUGGGAUCCUCCUGUCUCAGCCUUCCGGGUGCUGCAAUCACAGAUAUGCAGCGCCUCGGCUCCUCCUGUGUGUCUCUCUCUGCUCCCUUCCCUUUGGCAGCCCCGGGGGCGCUCCCAGCCCUGCUACGCAAAUGCUUAUCGCUGGCCACCUCGGCCUGGCCCGCGGUGACUUGGAUCGGUGCCGCCGUCUCUGGCCAGGGCUGCGUGCCGCGUCCUGCACGGGGCUCCCUCCCUAACAAGUGACAGAGCCGCGGAGUUCUCACCCACCCCGCAGCUGCUGCGUCUGGCUGGCCCCUGAUCAGCUGCGUCCGGGCCUGAGUUUGCCAGGUCUCGCUGGACUUUGGUUGAGGCGAUGGGGCCUGUGGCCUGACAGAAAUAUCUUAGAAGUGUGAGGCUGUUGGACGUUUCUCUGGAGCUCAAUAAACCCUUCAGGCCUGAAGACACCCUGCUGCCUAAUGAGUGUCCCAGCCACUCAGGAGGCUGAGGCAGGACGGUGGCAAUUUCAAGGCCAGCCUGGGCUACUUAGUAACACAGUGGCACAAUGUAAAAAAUAAAAAUGCCUAGGUGCGCCUCAGUGGUGAGCCCUGGCCUCACAUACACCGCCCUCCCCAAAAGACCUGUUUGAUGAGUGGGGAAACGCACAGAAGCGUGGUUUAUCCGCCGAAAAAAAGACAUCCGGAAGCCAAUGUUGGUCAGCAUCUCCCCCUGGCGGUGGGAGCGGGGAGCGCAGUAGCGCGGAGCUCAGAGUCCUGGCGCUGGGCUGGAUGCGAGCCGUGUCCAUGUCUGGGGUUCCAGACCCGCGUCCAGCCCCUCUUGGGCGGCAUUCAGUGCUCUGUGGCCCGGAAAUGCACGCUCGAUCCGCGUCAUCUUGCGGCCCCGCUCGGGUAACAGCUGGCCUCGAUCAUAAAUAUUAUGAUAACCGCGGCUGCUCGUCCUCGUCACCACUGACGCUGAGGUUCCGCCCGGAAAAACCAGCGGCCUCCCCGGGCCCGAACUUGGGUCAGUUCCGCGCGGGUGUUUAAAAGACAAGACCUGGCGCGGGGGCGGGGGGGGGUGCGUCCCCUCCUCUGUUCUGCGAGGAGAUCCGUGCUUGCAGCAGAGAAUUCUCAAAGGAUGGAGGUACAUAAAGAAGGAAAUAAAACACGGACACGA
Molecule: messenger RNA, 4102 nt
Organism: Chinchilla lanigera (long-tailed chinchilla)
Lineage: Eukaryota; Metazoa; Chordata; Mammalia; Rodentia; Chinchillidae
Gene: Pde4c
Product: phosphodiesterase 4C, cAMP-specific
Exons: 17
Coding region: 620-2680 (686 amino acids)
Biological process (GO): signal transduction
Cellular component (GO): perinuclear region of cytoplasm; cytosol; nucleus
Molecular function (GO): 3',5'-cyclic-AMP phosphodiesterase activity
Source: RefSeq, a predicted model, not a curated record